Sesamum indicum (sesame) is the source of this 2278-nucleotide messenger RNA. RefSeq lists its product as uncharacterized. The record is from RefSeq and is a predicted model, not a curated record. NCBI's taxonomy places the organism in Eukaryota, Viridiplantae, Streptophyta, Magnoliopsida, Lamiales, Pedaliaceae.
UUAAAUGACCUUACUUUCUGUUUGAUAUGCAUCCACCAAGGCUGGUUUUCCUCCAACCAGAACUCAUAAGCCAUAUGGGCUGUUCUUAGUUUUCGUUAUAAAUUUUGGCUCUGAGUUCAGUGUGUAGAUGAGUUUGAUGCUACAGUGAUUAGGCCAUCUGGGCAGGAAGCACUGUUUUAUAAGUACCAAGCUUUUGUUCUGCAGAGUUUGCUCUGAAGCAUUCUUGAUUUUGUCUGAGCUGCUCCGUCGUGUUGAUCGUUCUAUCUGUUCCAUAUCGAGCAGUUCUUGAUUUUGCUGGCUUACUGCAGACUGAGAGUUUCUUGAUUACAUGAAAUUUAGUGACUUGUCAUGGGUGGCUGCGUCUCAAGGCCAAAUAAGAAGCUGAAAUCAAAGGCAAAGUACUUGUACAAGUCGUGUAAAUUUCGCAGAAAGAUAGCGCCCUCGAGUCCAUUUGCACCUCUAGAUCACCACACUGAUGAAGAGUUUCACGUCAGUGAUGAGUUUUCUGUCCAAGAGUUUGCUCUUGUGGACAUUCAAAACAAUGAGACGACAAUCUGGACGAAGUCUGAGGCGCAGAACCUCACCGUCCACCAUCUCCAGAUGCAGCAAGAUGGCCGAGUUUGGACAACGGAAAUACGGCACGAGGAACAAUGGUUUGACUCUCUGAGCGCCCUCGAUUCUGAUACUGACGAAGACUUUGUUAGCAUUGCUGAUGAUGGUUUGAUAUCCUUGGACAAUGCAACUGAGUGCACAUCAAAUGGUCAAAUAACUCCGGAUGAGCACAACUCAUGCUUUACCAUCUAUGGUUGUAUUCAAGUCGACUACACUAGAAAUAACAAUUCACUGGAAUCGGAGGAACGUAUAGAAGAAAAGAUUAUGCAUCCAACUAUGGGUACACAAAUUGUCGAUGCUUCAAGCUUGACAAUAUCUGGGGAAACAAGUGUCCAUGUGAAAGUAGAUGUACACAUUUCUGACAAAACUGAACAAAAGAAGUCAGAAUCUUGCUUAGCUCAGAUUCUUCCUUCAGUGAACGUCUCCGAUAUAAUGCAGUCUCCCUCUUACCCUGGCUCAAUAUCUACGAGACGAAAAUCAGCAGUUGCUUCUGUGGUUGCAGUAAAGAGGAAACUUCAUGAUGGAGAUGUUUCAACUGAGUUCUGUUUGUCUAAGAGAUAUUUAUGUAAUCCAAGAGCAGGGCUUCUCAUACCACGCUCAAUAGACGAGAAGCCAGCUCAAGGCUGCUGGUGCUCUGUUAUGCCUUCUGUCUUUAAGCUGCGGGGAGAAAAUUAUUUCAGAGAUAAGAGGAAAUAUCCUGCUGCAAAUUACAGCCCAUAUGUGCCUGUUGGUGUCGACUUAUUUGCCUGCCCCCGGAAGAUUAAUCAUAUAGCGGAGCACGUUGAACUUCCUUGUCUUAAAUCACACCAUGAACUGCCUUCCCUUCUGAUUGUCAACAUACAGCUUCCAGCUUAUCCAGCUUCCAUGUUCCUUGGAGACAGUGAUGGAGAAGGGAUGAGCCUUGUAGUAUACUUCAAAGUGUCUGAGAAUUUUGACAAAGAGAUUUCCACAAAAUUUUUGGAAACUCUGAAGAGAUUUAUUGCAAAUGAGAUGGAGACUGUGAAAGGCUUUGCAAAGGAAAGUGUUGUUCCUUACAGAGAAAGGCUAAAGAUCAUGGUGAAUCCUGUGAACCCCGACGACCUUGGUUUGAGCUCUGCAGAGAAAAAGCUUCUACAGGCAUACAAAGAUAAGCCGGUGCUUUCACGUCCGCAGCAUGAUUUCUACAAGGGGCCAAACUACUUUGAAAUCGACCUUGAUGUACAUCGGUUCAGCUAUAUAUCAAGGAAAGGACUUCAAGCAUUUAGAGAACGCUUGAAACAUGGGAUACUUGAUCUGGGAUUGACAAUUCAGGCACAAACAGCUGAAGAACUGCCUGAGAGAGUUCUGUGCUGCGUUCGACUGAACAAAAUAGAUUUCAUGAAUCUUGGCCAGAUCCCUACACUUGUAACCACGAAGGGUGACUGAGUCGGUAGGAACAGUGGAGUUGAUUCAUCGAAGAGGCGGAAGAGUUGAGCUGAGCUGCAAGAAACUGAUACUGUAUAUGAGUUUGGUGGUUUCUCUGAUGGGGUUAAGGAGAAAGGAAUCAGCAGAAAAAGGUAGUGUUUAGUAAGCUUGACUACUUUGUGGUUGAGACAGGAACUGAAGCAGCACGUCCUACUCUCAUGUACACUCAUCUUUAUGUUGAUGCGGACUCAAAAUUCUUUAAUUCAUGGUUCUUUGCAUUUCU